Messenger RNA from Adineta steineri, 652 nucleotides. The record is from the annotation of a GenBank genome assembly. Lineage: Eukaryota; Metazoa; Rotifera; Eurotatoria; Adinetida; Adinetidae.
AUGAAACAUCCACAAAAACUAGCUGUUGAACUAGAUGAACAAUCAUUAACAUAUGGUGAACUUUUGUAUUAUGUUCAAGUGUUAUCUUUAACUCUUCUUAAUGAAUAUGAUGUGUUUCCAGGUGAGGUCGUAUGUCAAUGUGUUGAGAGAAGUCUGUCCAUGGUGAUUGGUAUUAUGGGAAUUGAAAUGGCUGGUGGUGUUUAUUGUCCAUUAUCGCCUCGGGAUCCACAACAUCGUUUGCAUACACUCACACAACAGACACAAAGUCGUCUUGUACUUGUUCAUCAUUUAACUACGACUAAAUUCGAUGAUGAUAUUGUUGCUCUUCACAUUGAUUCUAUAUUAAACGUUGAAAAUAUGAAUAGUAACUUGAAUUAUAAUUGCCUUUCGAGUGUGAAAGUGACAGGCAAAGAGAUUGUUUACAUUAUUUUUACUAGUGGUUCAUCUGGUAUUCCAAAAGCGGAAGAAGGAGAACUACUAGUGGGAGGACUAGGUGUCUUUGCUGGGUAUCUUGGACGUGAUGAUUUAACUGCAAAAGCUCUUCUUGAAAUUGAUGGUCAACUAUUCUAUCAAACAGGUGAUCUUGUCCGAAUGGAUAACAAUGGUCUUCUUCAUUAUCAAGGAAGAAAAGAUCAUCAAAUCAAACUUCAUG